GCCCUGGCCCGAGCCCGUCUCUCUCUCCUUCAUCUCUCUCGUCUCCCCUUUCGAAAGUCCCCCGCAGGGGUGUUUCCUCCAUUUGUCCUACAGCAGCCACUGCUCUUCUCUUCUCUUCUCUACCAUCUCCACCACAACCACCUCCACAAUGAACUUCACAACCAAAAACAUCCUUUGUACGGGGAAGACAGGAACAGGGCUGUGCACUAGGGCACUCCGUCUCCGCUGUGGCAUCUCUUCGCCAUGGUCUUUACGGCUGUCUUGGGCAGCCAGAACGUACGCCACGCAGCCCGGUGCCGGGUGGCCCGAGCAGCAGCCGGGCGCCAGCAUCUCCAGCACAGACCUUGUCAAGUACGGCGUCCCGAGCGUGCUCUUGCUAGGCACGAUCCUGCUCGUCUCGAGGAAGGACGCUCCGGCAGGCCAGACUGCGCCGGCGGAACCAGCACCCCCUGCGACAGCUGCUGCCGCCGCACAGACGGCAGCCAAGGAGAGCUUUAUUCAGGUCGGCCAGUACACGUUCCACCAGCGAGAGGUCGAGGAGGCGUUCAUUGCGGAUCCAGACCGGUUUAUCGACGACGUGCUGCAUCUGUCGGCAGACUUGGCGCCCCUCUCCGCCACCGCCGACUCUGCCGCCGGCAGCAGCGCCCGCUACAGAGCACUAUGUCUCUUCGCACGGAACAUCCUCCUCGUCGACUCCGCUUGCUCGUCCGACGUGCUCCGGAUAGCCCGAAUCCAUUUCGAGAAGGUCGUACGGGCCGAGCGGGAGACCGUUGCCUACAGACUUGCCCUCUCCGGCCGUGCUGUGCGUCGCAGCGUCGCCGGCCUUUUUAAAGCGCUGGGCAGCUACAUUAGCAGCCACUGCUCCGCAUUGGCUGGCAUCGUUGGAGACCAAUGGCUUCUGCUCUGGCACAGAGUCACCGUGCUCUUCUAGUCUUGUAGCCAUGUAGCCAUGUAUCAACAUUUGCAGUGAAUCUGACACCAAGGCGCGACAGACAAGGGAAGGAGCUGGACGGCUUGGCUGACCCCGCUGAUCAAUACAAACGGAUCGCAUUUUGUCGGCGC
Messenger RNA from Pichia membranifaciens NRRL Y-2026, 1062 nucleotides. RefSeq lists its product as hypothetical. The transcript has a single exon. Bases 149 to 931 code for a protein of 260 amino acids. The record is from RefSeq and is a predicted model, not a curated record. NCBI's taxonomy places the organism in Eukaryota, Fungi, Ascomycota, Pichiomycetes, Pichiales, Pichiaceae.